UAUGGCGCCCAUGCCCGUGCUCGCAAGAUGUCGAUUGGCGUUGCAGUGUGAUAAGAACACAUCACAUAGCUUUAAAGGACAGAAAACAUUUAAUUUAAUUUUAUUUUUUAUAAAAAAAUAUAUUCACACACUAGUAUUGAACUGGCCAAACUUACAACAUCGAAAUGUCUGUAUUUAUGGAUUUAAACAUAAUCGCUAUCAGCGACAAGAAAAAGCUGCAAAACAUUAUAGAGACAGCUGCUCACCUUGGUUACUCCACAGUUGCUAUAAAUUAUGUACUGGAACCACAGCAAAAGAAACAGCAAAUUCCUAAGCCACUGUCUGUUUCAGAAUUGUGUGAAAAACUCCCCAUAGUCCAGGGUAAAGCGAGACCAAUUAAAGUGCUGAACCGGUUGACGGUGGUGGCCACAGAUGCCUCUCAUUUUAGGCCAUCCAACGAAUACAAGAACUUCGACAUUUUGGCUGUGUUUCCCAAAACAGAGAAACUCUUCCAUGCUGCCUGCAUGACAUAUGAUGUGGACAUCAUCUCCAUAGCAGCGACUGAAAAACAGCCUUUCCAUUGUAAAAGGUCACCAAUAAAUGGGGCAAUAGAAAGGGGAGUGUUUUUUGAGUUAAGCUACACGGCAGCCAUCAGAGACUCCACCAUGAAGAAAUACACAAUCGCAAAUGCCAUCAACCUAGUGGAUGUGUGCAAGGGAAAGAAUGUCAUUAUGGCGAGUGGAGCAGAGACACCCCUUGAGUUGCGUGGCCCUUAUGACAUCACGAACCUUGGGCUAGUGUUCGGCCUCUCUGAAGGGGACGCUAAAGCUGCAGUCUCUACAAACUGCCGAUCUGCCGUACUGCAUGGAGAGACCCGCAUGACAGCGUUGGGUAUCAUUCAUAUGAAGAAGAAGAGCCAGCCACCCAGUGAGCAGCCAGAGGAAGAAACUCCAGCCUUAAAGAAGGCCAAAACUGAAAGCCUUUAGUUCAGAUUUCAAGUUGGAUCAUAAUAGCAGUUCGUUUUUUGUUUAGUCUGCCGAAUGAUUUACAGGAUUCAUUCAGGCACUGGCUUUCAGUUUUCAGUGUCAGGAUGAUUUUUUUUUUUUUUUUUUUUUUUGCCUGAACUGCUGACUUUAGAUUGAGUCAGAUUUGUUAUCAUGUCUUAUCCACUUAUGUGCUUUAUGUUUGUGUGAUACUGAUAGACACAACAAUGUGAACAAAUUCUUUUAGAUCAUUAUUAUCAUAAUAUUAUUAUAGUAUUUGUCUAAUCGUUGCAGAAGUUCGCAGUGAGUCGACUUUGCUAUUGUGUGGAUCACUAUCUGUUUAUGUACAGCUUAUCUGAAUUGGCUAGAAAAUGAAAAAAUGGGACUGAUACGGUUUUUGUUUACACUCUGUAUUUUUGGUCAGUUUUAAUAAAUGCCAUGAAACUCCUA
This is a messenger RNA of Hemibagrus wyckioides, 1412 nucleotides long. It is a transcript of the gene rpp30, whose product is annotated as ribonuclease P/MRP 30 subunit. The transcript has 11 exons. NCBI's taxonomy places the organism in Eukaryota, Metazoa, Chordata, Actinopteri, Siluriformes, Bagridae. Gene Ontology annotation, cellular component: ribosome; nucleolar ribonuclease P complex. Gene Ontology annotation, molecular function: structural constituent of ribosome; RNA binding. Bases 165 to 965 code for a protein of 266 amino acids. Gene Ontology annotation, biological process: tRNA processing; translation. The record is from RefSeq and is a predicted model, not a curated record.